Cornus florida is the source of this 3936-nucleotide messenger RNA. RefSeq names its product disease resistance protein L6-like. NCBI's taxonomy places the organism in Eukaryota, Viridiplantae, Streptophyta, Magnoliopsida, Cornales, Cornaceae. The transcript has 5 exons. Gene Ontology annotation, molecular function: DNA binding; ADP binding. The record is from RefSeq and is a predicted model, not a curated record. The coding region runs from base 74 to 3670 and encodes 1198 amino acids. Gene Ontology annotation, biological process: signal transduction; defense response.
GAAUCGUUGUGUACCUGUUUGAUUGGCUUGUCAAUUAAGUUGACUUUUCUGUUGGGUCGGUUGUCUGAAGCUUAUGAAUUUUGCAGAUCCUUGCCCAAUGCCCAACUUCAAAUCUGUCUCCCAAACAUUAUUCCCUAUCUCUGUAAAUAUAUAUGAUUCUGUCUCUAACUCUCUACAAGAAAUGGCUUCUGGAGAGACAAGUGGUGGCGAUGAAAAGUACGAUUCACGCUUCGGAUCGAUCUCAGCUUUCUUGAACCCAACCGCCCGUUUUGGUCCCACGUCUAACCCACCGCCAGAGUCGCCAACGGAUGACGUAGAGUACGAUUUAUGCGCCGAAUCCACCUCAUCUUUCUUGAAACCAACUGCCCGGGUGCUUGAUCCACCACCACCCGAUCGAGCAGUGGUGGUGGAGAGAGAGCAAAUGUUCGACAAGGUCGUGACGCCGAGCGACGUGGGCAAGCUCAACCGACUGGUCAUCCCUAACCAACAUGCCGAAAAGUACUUCCCGUUCGAUUCGUCGACGAAGGAGAAGGGAAUCCUCUUGAAUUUCGAGGAUCGGAACGGGAAGCUGUGGCGGUUCCGUUACUCCUACUGGAACAGCAGCCAGAGCUACGUAAUGACCAAGGGCUGGAGACGCUUCGUCAAAGAGAAUAAGCUUGUCGCCGGCGACAUCGUCUCGUUCCAGCGCGGUAUCGGCGAUUCCUUCAAAGACCGGCUCUACAUCGACUGGCAGCGCAGCCCGACUCUUUCCACCACCGAACCUAUGCUUGACCUAUCUCUCUACUCUUUCGACCCGUCUUCAAGACCAAUUUCUUCCCCUCGGGUUGAUUACACCGUCUCGUCCGAGACACUGAGAUCUGAGCUCACUCACGCCGACGAGAUCAACCGCUCUGCACAUAACCCAAAGAAACGAUCCAAAGGGCGUGUAAAAAUCUAUAUUUGCACCCCCACCGAAUUCCAAGCCCUUGUUCAGGAGUUAACUGGGGUUCGAGCAUCACCCUCCAUAUCCUCAUCCCGACUUGCAGAAAGCGAGAAGACGAAAAUGGCAGAGCUGGCCCCAAACACGCCAAGUGGUGCUUCGGGAUUGUCUGGGCCUCUUGCAGGAGGCGAAUUCGAAGUCUUCUUGAGUUUCAGAGGCCCAGACACCUGGGACACUUUUACCGCUUACCUAUACAGCCAACUCAGUGGGGUAAGUGUUCGAACCUUUGUAGACGAUACCGAGUUUCGCGGAGGAGAUAAGUUCCGCCCGGAACACCUCACAGAAUCGAAGGUCUCAAUCCCAAUCUUCUCCAAAAACUAUGCCUCGAGUCAUGGGUGCCUCCGCGAGCUCGCCAAGAUGGUGGAUUGCAAGAGAAGCACGGGACAGCUCAUUUUACCCAUCUUCUAUGAUGUUGAACCAUCGGAUGUGAGGCAUCAAUCUGGGAGUUACGAGGAAGCCUUUCGCAAGCACGAGAGGUGUUUUGAUGAAAGGACUGUUGAAGAAUGGAAGGAGGCGCUGAGAGAGGUUGGGGCACUCAAGGGUUGGCAAGUGAAUAAAGAAGAUGAUGAUGGGUAUCAAGGAAAAUUAAUAAAAGAGAUUAUUGUUCCAACAGUGGUGUUAGAGUUAAAAAGGAAAAGCAUGGUUGUGACUGACUACUUGGUUGGGAUGAAUUACCACCUAAAUGAAAUGAUGAGAUUAUUAAAUGUCAUCUCCAACGAAGUACAAAUUGUUGGUAUCCAUGGCAUGGAUGGUAUUGGCAAGACAACCGUUGCCAAGUUCGUCUACAACAAACUCUUUGAGAGCUUUGAGUGUCAUAGCUUCCUUGCAGAUAUUCAAGAAACAACGCAACAAUGCAAUGGUCUUUUUAAUUUGCAGAAAAAGCUUCUCACUGACACCCUAAAAUGGUGUCCUGACAUUUCUGACAUUGAUAGUGGAGUCAAUGUGAUUAAGUACGUAUUUCUCAGAAAGAAAGUUCUUCUUGUUCUUGACGAUGUGACUGAAAGCUCUCAAUUUGAUAUGCUUGUUGGAAAGCGUGGCUGGUUUGGUUCAGGAAGUAGGAUCAUAGUUACAACCAGAGACAGAAAUAUUUUAAAUGAUCUUAAAGUGGAUGCGACUUAUGAACCUCCAUUUAUGAAUUCCCUGCAGUCUCUUCAACUUUUCAGCAUGCAUGCCUUUAGAAGGUAUUUUCCUUCAGAAGACUAUAUUAGUAUCUCUAGAGAGGUUGCUUCUACUGCUGCAGGGCUUCCUCUAGCUCUUGAGGUCAUGGGUUCCUUUCUAUCUGACAAGGAGAAAGUGGUAUGGGAGGAUACAUUGAAGAAAUUGAAAAAAAUAUCUCAUGAUGAAGUUGAGAGAAAGUUGAGGGUAAUUUAUGAAACAUUAACUUAUACCCAACAACAGAUAUUUCUUGAUAUUGCAUGUCUUUUCGCUGGGAUGGAAAAAGCAACGGUGUUUUACUUGUGGGAUGAUUGUGGCUAUCAUCCAGAAAAGGAAUUUAAUGUCCUUUGUCUCAUGUCUCUUGUAAAAGUGGGAGAUGCUAAUGAGCUGAGGAUGCAUGACCAGUUUAGAACUCUUGGUAGGAAAAUCGUUUAUGAAGAAAAGUUUCUAGGAAAUCGUAGUAGGUUGUGGGAUCAUGAUGAUGCAUUGGACAUAUUGGAGGGACGAAUGGGAACAGAAAAGGUUGAAGCCCUAUGUCUUUGCUUUGUAUCGGGUUCUGAAAAGAAGCCUCGCUUUACAAGUAAGGAGUUCAUGAAACUAGUAUCUCUGAGGUAUCUCCAAGCUGAUGGCAUAGACCUUGUUGGGGAUUUUGAUAAUCUUUUUCCCUAUUUAAGAUGGCUUAGUUGGCGUGGUUGCCCUCCGCAUUUUAAACCAAACAAUUUUCAUUUGAAAAAUCUAGUCAUUCUUGAUCUAUCAGAUAGCGGCAUCACGGAAUACUGGGGGGGUUGGAAUCAAAUCCAGAUGGAAAAUAGGUUGAAAGUUCUAAAACUGGCUAAUUGUGCUUUAAGGAGAACUCCAGACUUUUCAUCAUAUGCAGCUCUAGAGAUUUUGAUUCUUCAACGGUGCAAAAGCUUGGUCGAAGUUGACCAAUCCAUUGGUAAUCUGAAGAAUUUAAAAGUGCUUGACAUUUCAUAUGCUGAUUUAAGGAAUUUACCUGACGAAAUUUGGAUGUUGGAGAAGCUGGAAGUGAUGGAUUUCACACAUUGUAGCUAUUUGAAGGGACACAUUCCUAGUAAUAUGGGGAGUUUAACAUCUUUGAGAUUCUUGAGCUUUUAUGAUACCAAAAUUCAAAGCCUGCCAUUGAGCCUUUCGAAGCUCUCUUGCCUCCAGACCCUUAAAUUAGGAGAUUGCACAGAGCUUCAAGCAUUGCCACCGCUUCCGUCAAGUGUAACGAGCCUGGAUGUACCUUGUAUCCCUAAUAUUGGCAAAUUUGCCAAAUUGGAGAAAUUGACCUUGGACCCCUUAAUAGAAAGGUUUCCUGAAAAGCGUAAAAUGGGCAUAAGGCUACAAGAGGCAAGUGGUGGUGCUGUUGAGGGAGAGAAGAGGAGGAAGAUGGAGGAAAGCUACAAGGGAGUUCGAAAUAUGCAGUUGGGGAAUUAUGCAGUGAAGAUUCAAGACCCCUGGCAAAAGCUGCGCGUGUUCUUCAAGGCUGUGAAUGCAUUCCGAGGAGCCAAAUACUACACAGAUAAGCACUAAGAGUGGGAUUUGUCUUACUAUGCAGAUAAACAGAGCUCACAGCACCAAGAGAGGGGUCAGAGAGCAAAGAAGAGCGAAAGCUCUUCUGUUACCGCGAGAUUCGAGACCCCUGGAAAAAGCUCCGCUUGCUGUUCAAGGCUGUAAAUGCAUUCAAAGGAGCGAAACCAUAGCUCAACUUCCUAUUGUCCUGACAUUUAGAUGUUGAUAGAGGAGUCUGUGAUAAAGUACAUAUUUCUCAGAAAUAAAGUUCUCGUUGUUCUGGACAA